AUGGGUUCAACGAACAGCUCACUGCUGGGGCCCAGCUCGGAGAAGCUCUGCGCGGCGUUUUCUCCGAUCAUAGCCGUAAUUGACGCGUUGAUUUUCGCGGUCUCCGGCUGCUUCGAAUGCCGGAAAGUGGGCCGUCGACGGAAAUUGAGCUAUGGGACAUUGUUCGGCUCUCGCAGGAAUCUCAUUGAGGAGCUUCAUCUAGCACUGUUCGGUACAGCAUGUGGUGAGAACCUGUUCUUGGACAGGAUUUUCGAUCUUUUUGAUAUGAAAAGGAAUGGUGUUAUUGGUUUGGAGGAGUUCGUUCAGUCACUCGAUGUAUUCCAUCCCAGAGCCUCCAUGGACGAUAAGAUAGAUUGUGAAGCAAAUGGUGAUUGCUAUACUAAUGGAAUGGAAUCUGAUGUGGCAUUACCUGAUGAUACGAUAGAGCAAAUGAUCGACAAGACUUUCGAAGAAGCCGAUGCUGACAAGGACGGAAGAAUUAAUAAAGAAGAUUGGAGGUCUUUCGUCGUUAGGCAUCCAUCACUUUUGAAGAACAUGACACUACCUUAUUUGAUGUACGUACGUUAG
This is a messenger RNA of Striga hermonthica, 567 nucleotides long. The record is from the annotation of a GenBank genome assembly. NCBI's taxonomy places the organism in Eukaryota, Viridiplantae, Streptophyta, Magnoliopsida, Lamiales, Orobanchaceae.